Messenger RNA from Saccoglossus kowalevskii, 1027 nucleotides. RefSeq lists its product as uncharacterized. The record is from RefSeq and is a predicted model, not a curated record. NCBI's taxonomy places the organism in Eukaryota, Metazoa, Hemichordata, Enteropneusta, Harrimaniidae.
AUGCCUCGCAACGUACUUAGAUUUACUAUUGUUGUUUUAAUAUUGUCUGCCCAGUGGCAGUCGACACCUACGGGUAUUUGUAGCGCAGAACAGGACCUCAGCCCGUGGGUCUGGCCGUUCACACACGAACAGAAACGUGCAAUCGUUGAAACUCACAACAUGCUGCGACGAGAGGUGAUACCGGAGGCAUCCAAUAUGCGCAAAAUGGUUUGGGAUGACGAUCUAGCACAGUUAGCCCAGGACUGGUCAGAAGAAUGUAUCUUCGCGCAUACACCUGAUAAAGAGUAUGAGGCAACUAUCCCGGCAUGCGACCUUAUAAAAGUGGUCACCAUUGUUCGCAAUGCAGUAAUCCAAGUUGGUGCGAAGACAAACUGUGUAGUAAGUAUCAUGUCUUAUAUCAGUAACGUUGACUGUAUGUUGACCAUGUAUGCCGAAGAAUGUCUACUUCUCUGUCUCAAUUGUGCCACCAAAGUAACCACAGAUGAUUGUAAAUGUUCCUGCAAUACAGGCUGGAUGGGCUUGGACUGUACAGACGAGUGUGCUGACUCCCAUUACUAUUGCUGGGACGGCUGGUAUCCUAUGUUAUGCGGAGAGCCUGAAUGGGACUUUGUGGCUAAGUACUGCCCUUUGAUGUGUGGAGUCUGUGUUGACGAGGCGUAUAUUCCGGAAGAACAUUGCUGUGACGGGAAACAGUGUUCUCAGGGUGUGAUAGAUGGCGCUACAUGUGAUUGUAGCUGUUAUGAAGGAUACGGAGCGGAUUAUGAAUGUGUCGAAUCAGUAUCUGGCAGUAAAACUUUGAACUUGAACGUGAUUCCCAUCGUGAUGACAUCACUAUUAUUAAUAUUGGUAUGCUGAUAUGAAACAGAACAUUACAUCUCAGAGAAACAACAGAGUCUCGAUAGGACAUCCAAGCUCCAUAGCCCCCUAGAGUAUUGUAAUAUAUACAUAGCCUAGUAGUGUUGUGUGUAAAGGAAUGCUUCGCUUCGCUGCCUGGAUUUAAAAUAUGAGCCCAUGACAUAUACAGAGU